GCUGACAGGUUUCCCAGAGCUGCCAUGUUUCAGCCUCCAGCACGAAAAAAGAAGCGCAAGCCCUUCAUGGGCAGGUCGACAGCCACACUGGAGCACGCCCAGCUCGCCACCACUACUCUUGCGAUCUUGGCUGACGACGCCUUGAGCGUGCCUGGGUUGAAGGCCGUCUGUGGCAUCGCGAAUCAGAUCAUCAGCCUAGCCCAGAAUGCCCGAACGAACAAAGAAGAGUGUCAGAUGCUAGCGCAAGGUACUCGUCAAGUCAUAGAGGUGCUGUUGUCCGCUACGUCUGGAUGUUCCGAGGACAGCGUGAGCCACAGGUUCAAGAUAGGCGUUGAGCGACUGAGCGAUGAGAUGGAAGAGAUCCGCAGAUGCAUGGUGGAGAUCGGAUCGCGCAGUCUGUUCAAGGGUAUGAUCAAGCUCGAGUCCGACCGCGCGAGGAUAGGGGAAUGUCGAGAGAAGCUGAGCCAAGCCCAGAUGAAGUUUCUGGUUUAUGCGCAGAUAGUACAACAUACUGGGAGGCAGAGCGGAGAUGUGAACCCUGUUCGACACGCCGGAGUCGACACAGGGUUUACAGAUCCGCGUCUGUAUGAACAGAAUGGUGAAGAGCAAGAGAAGGCUGGAGAGUCCGCGGUGCAGAAGCCUACGAUUCUACAGGGGGACGGCCGAAACUCCUGGUUCGCAGCGGAGAUCUACGCGCCUGCAACUCAAGGCUGGCCCCGGGUCAAGAUCGACGCACACAUCGGCGUUGUCUGCAUUUUUUUGUCAUGAGCGGCAGGGAUAGGACGCUCCCGCGCGGCGUCUGCACGGGAGUGAAUUGUCUCUGGCAACGCCAGUGACGCUCGCUGUUCCAAGGGCACUGCGGUGCUGAGCACGAAGCAAUAUCGCGAC
Molecule: messenger RNA, 888 nt
Organism: Gloeophyllum trabeum ATCC 11539
Lineage: Eukaryota; Fungi; Basidiomycota; Agaricomycetes; Gloeophyllales; Gloeophyllaceae
Exons: 6
Coding region: 25-768 (247 amino acids)
Biological process (GO): cell surface receptor signaling pathway
Source: RefSeq, a predicted model, not a curated record